This is a messenger RNA of Eurytemora carolleeae, 2037 nucleotides long. RefSeq lists its product as uncharacterized. The transcript is spliced from 4 exons. Bases 184 to 2028 code for a protein of 614 amino acids. The record is from RefSeq and is a predicted model, not a curated record. Gene Ontology annotation, biological process: protein dephosphorylation. NCBI's taxonomy places the organism in Eukaryota, Metazoa, Arthropoda, Copepoda, Calanoida, Temoridae. Gene Ontology annotation, molecular function: protein tyrosine phosphatase activity.
UUAAAUUUUAUUGUAUCAACAUUAUGUUUGAUUCAAUGGAGUCUUUUACAUUUUGGAGGAUUUUUUUAAAUAUCGACAAAAAACUAAAAUUUAUAACAUUUUCCCAAUUAUUCAACUAUUUUGCCUAAUUUAGUAGAUUUAAGGAAAUGUUUCUUAUCAUAGAACAGAAUUGUUGUCAGUUGAAUGAUAAUGGCGUGCAUGUCAACUAAUUUGGUAUUAUUACUUCUAGCGUAUUUGUUUCAACUAUACUUCGCCUUUGAAAUAAAGAAGAAUAAAGAUGAGCUGCUGUGUGCUUCAGGAAAAUUAGAUUUUUAUAAGUAUGAAGAGGAUUUAAAUCCAAAACAUGUCUCGUUCCUUAUCAAAACAUCAUUAAGAGAUAGCAUAUUGUUGUCCCAAAAUUUGAAUACGUCAUUGUUGGUAAAGCACUCUUAUCGAGAGAACAGUAUACAGUUGUUUAACUCCAACAAUGAAUACGUUACAAGUAAUGGUCCACCAAUAUUCAAUCUGCUAAGGAUUAUAGUAGAUAUCAGAGAUUUAUGCUUUACUGGAGAUUUCAUGCUUGCAAUGAAGAACUGCUCAGAAUCUGAUGUUCAAAUACCUAUACUAAGAAUAAAUGCUCAGCGCGACCUCCUCAGGAAAAUAUCAGAAAAGUACAAAAAUAAAACAAAUUUGAUACAAAUCAGUAAAACAUCUGUUGGAAAACUUAAGCUGGAGAAACUUGAUUUUUUAAAAGUUUUAAAUGAAUUCAAUUGUCCGGACAUCAAAGUCAAGAUCUGGAUAAGCUCCAAUGGCUACCAAAAAGAAAUUGUCUCAGAGAAGCUUGAAAUUUCAAUGAAAGAUCUUCAUGAAACCAAAGAAUUGAAUAUCUCUGAACAGGCACAAUGUAAAUCAUUUAAAUCUUAUGAUAAACUUACACUCAACGUGCUUGGUAAGUUUCUUGAUGUGGCGACUGAUCGUGAGUAUGAUGAUGAAAGUCGAUUGACACAGAUGUUUGAGUUAGGUGGAGAGCUACCUCCUGUAGAACCUAUGUUUGCCUGGGAUGACAGUACACAUGAAUUAUGGUUAAAGGAUGAACAAGUUGACAGCUUGAAAGGAUGUUUUACUGAAGCAUUUUUCCAAGGAGUAAAACUUUCAGGAACUAAAGCAGGAUUUAGGAUAGAAUCCAAACUCUACUGCCGCUAUAAAUCCUUCCAAAUCGUCUUGCAAAAUAAUUCUCUAGUUCACAGCUAUCAUCCGAAAUUUAAUUUGAAAUAUUUAGGAAAUAUUACAUUGGAAAUUCUUAAUCUUUCUUUCAGGCAGUGCGCUUUUUUAGAUCUUGAAAUAGAGUGUAUUGAUAAAAAGGCAAAGGUUCCUGAAACGUUUAAUGAAAGGUUUAGAUCAGAUAAUGGAUUUAUUAUUCCGGCAGAGAAAUUCAUGAACAAGCGAUGUAGAGUCAAAGGCUAUUCUGAUCAAUAUAUUGAAAUUUCUCCUCCUGAGGAAAUAGGCUAUUUGCUCCCUAUGGGAAUUGUAACGGCACUGCUAUUAACUUUGAUUCUGAUUGGAGUGUUGCUGUUUAUAUACAGGGACAAGGUUCAAAAUAUGCAAUUCAAGUUUACUAGUUCCCUGCAAGAUCUUCACAAGAAAAAAGAAAAAGUAACAGACAUUUCUUCUGCCGUGAGACUCAAAAUGGACGACAUUGUGAAUUUGAAUAAAGAGUUUGAAAAAUUGAAUAUAAUAUCCAGUGAAGAGAUUGAACCCAAACAAACUUUUAAUCUAGCUACCAGUCCAGAGGUAGUCAAGAACCAAAGGAACAGAUACAAAAAUAUUUUACCCUUUGAUUCCAAUGUUGUUAUGCUAGAUACGCCUAAAGGUGAGGUUCCUCUACCGUAUGUGUAUGCAUCUGACAUUAAAUUCAAUGGUUUCAAACAAACCUAUCUGGCAGUUCAGGCUCCGAAAGUGAAGGCAAUGCCCAGUUUCUGGCAGAUGGUUUUAGAAAGAAAAGUUAGAAUUAUUGUCAUGAUCACAGGGCUAGUUGAGAACAAGAGGUAGGUUGGAAAG